GCUGCCAACUUGUUCAAAAUCAGUAAACUUUGGAAAGAGGCUGGUGACGCAUUCGUACGGUCAGCGGAGCUGCAUGCGGCCAGUGGUGAUGGGCGUCAUGAUACGGCAUCGAACUAUGCAGAAGCGGCCAAUUGUUAUCGCAAAGUGAAUCCACAGGUAGCCGUCGACUGUCUGAUGAAAACAGCCGAGAUUUAUACGGAUAUGGGUCGUUUUAACAUGGCAGCCAAGAACCACUGCACAAUUGCGGAAUUGUAUGAAUCGGAAUGUCCAGAUACGGCACAAUGUAUUGCACACUAUCAGUUUGUUAUGCUUCGUUUCAUUUCAACGUUCAAUUAA
Anisakis simplex (herring worm) is the source of this 336-nucleotide messenger RNA. The record is from the annotation of a GenBank genome assembly. NCBI's taxonomy places the organism in Eukaryota, Metazoa, Nematoda, Chromadorea, Rhabditida, Anisakidae.